AUGUCAGAAAAAGAGCCUUUACUAGAAAAGGCCAACUUUGGUAGCUUGAGUAACUUGAAUAAUGAAAAUGAACCAAGAUUUAAAUGUCCAGCAUUGUUAAAAUCAUUUCUGUUUAACCCCUUAUUGAAUUGUUUACCACAACUCAGCAAGCAUGGUGAGGAUGAACAAGAGGAAUUUGAGUAUAUUGAAUACUCCGAUGAUGAUAUGGUAUUGCCCGAUUUGCCCUACGUGGAGAAUCCCGUUAUACUACCUAAUUCAAGGCUAACUCAAAAGGAAAAAUUAUUUGAGUUAAGAAAGCUAAUGAGAGAAUAUGGCAUCGGGGUUUACAUCAUCCCUUCUGAAGAUGAGCACCAGUCAGAGUAUACCUCAUUGUCCGAUAAGAGAAGAGAAUUCAUAUCUGGUUUCACAGGAAGCGCCGGCGUUGCUAUUGUCACCCUCACCAAUUCUGACACUUUACAAGGCCAAGCCUUUUUAUCAACAGAUGGUCGUUAUUUUCUUCAAGCUGAAAGGCAGUUGGACUCAAAGUUGUGGAAACUAAUCAAGCAAGGAUCCAAAAAUGAAAAGCCCUGGACAGAACAAGCAAUCGAAUGCGCGGUGAAAAAUCCAUUCAGCAAAACUAUCUCUUGUGAUUCAAGAACAAUAAAUCUCGUUAUUGGACAAUUCUUCCAAAUCAAACAACAUUGUGCCGAUUUCCGGUUCCUUCCUUCAUCACAAAUCAAUCUAGUUGAUGUGGUUUGGGGGGAUGAAAAGCCAAAAAGAUCAUUGGAUCCAAUUUACCAUCUUGCUUUGAAAUACAGCGGCGAGCAUACUAAUGAUAAAUUGGAAAGAAUUAGAAAAAUUAUGAAGGAAAAAAGUGCAAUGUACUAUAUAAUCAUUGAGUUGGAUAGCAUUGCUUGGCUAUUUAAUUUGAGAUGUGACGGCGAUAUCCCUUUCUCACCUGUAUUUUUCUCAUAUGCAAUAGUAACUUUAUCCUCAGUAAAGUUGUAUGUCGAAAAAGCUAAGAUUGCAAAGGAGGACAAAGUUUUGGAAAAUUAUUUAUCAACUAUUAAAGGAUUGACAAUAGAGAGUUACAUGGAGUUUUAUAAGGACGUUUCAAGGUUGAAACCAACAACAAGAACAAUGGCGAUGCACUCUGAGUCAAACUCAAAGAAGAUGAUAAUGUUGCCAGCAAAAUCAUCCACUGUUUAUGCCUUGUAUGACAUAGUCGCAAACUCAUUUAGUCAGUCACAGAUUCUACAUGAGUCAGUAAUAGCUAAUAUGAAAAUAUUCAAAAACAAGACGGAGUCGUUUAAUGCAAAAAUAGCUCAGUACAAGGAUUCGCUCGUUUUUAUACUAUUUGGCUCAUGGCUUGAGCACCAGCUUGUUAGAAAAAAUGCAAAAAUUUCCGAGUAUGAUGCCGCAUGUAAGAUGUAUAGUCUCCGAAAAGAUAUGCCCAAUUUCAAAGGGUUGAGCUAUGAGACAAUUUCGCUGACAGGAGCAAACGCCGCUAUUAUCCAUUAUACUCCAACAAAGGAGAAUAAUCAAAUUAUUGACCCAAACAAAAUCUACCUACUCGACUCAGGUGGACACUAUUUAGAGGGAACUACGGAUAUAACUCGUACUUAUAUGUUUGGGUCUCAAAAUCUUGUAUCCCAAGAUUAUAGGAAAUACUACACUUUGGUUUUGAAAGGACAUUUGGGAAUUUCAAUGGCCAAAUUUCCCCAGCAUUCUACAAACACGGGAACUCUUCUAGAUGCAUAUUCUCGACAGCCAUUAUGGAACCACGGUUUAGAUUUCAAUCAUGGUGUAGGGCAUGGAGUGGGAAGUUUUGGUCUCGUACAUGAAGGGCCGCUUUAUAUUUCACCUACUACAGUUGGCGGUUCAAGCCAACUCGAUUUGUUCCAGCCUGGAGCCAUUGUCACGGAUGAGCCAGGCUUUUACAUUAAUAACGAAGUUGGAUUUCGGGUGGAGAGUGAACUAGAAGUGACAGAACAAGAUAGUUCUUUUGGCAAGAGUAAGGAUGGACGUAAUUUUUUGGGAUUUGAUUAUUUGACAAAAGUACCGUUUUGUAACAAGUUGAUCGAUACAAAAUAUUUGACUCCGAUUGAGGUUCAGUGGAUAAAUGAAUAUCACAGAGAUAUCCGAAAUGAAUUUGCUCAAAAACUUCUUGAUUUGAACAACAAACGAGCUUUCAACUGGUUGAUUAAAGAGACAGCGCCAAUACAUUAG
This is a messenger RNA of Lodderomyces oxycetoniae, 2208 nucleotides long. RefSeq lists its product as uncharacterized. Bases 1 to 2208 code for a protein of 735 amino acids. Lineage: Eukaryota; Fungi; Ascomycota; Pichiomycetes; Serinales; Debaryomycetaceae. The transcript has a single exon. The record is from RefSeq and is a predicted model, not a curated record.